Nanorana parkeri is the source of this 2975-nucleotide messenger RNA. It is a transcript of the gene CCDC40, whose product is annotated as coiled-coil domain containing 40. The record is from RefSeq and is a predicted model, not a curated record. Gene Ontology annotation, cellular component: cilium; cytoplasm. Lineage: Eukaryota; Metazoa; Chordata; Amphibia; Anura; Dicroglossidae. Gene Ontology annotation, biological process: epithelial cilium movement involved in determination of left/right asymmetry; heart looping; axoneme assembly. The transcript is spliced from 18 exons. Bases 6 to 2975 code for a protein of 989 amino acids.
CUAAAAUGGAACACGGUGAUACAGAGGAGACCUUUCAAGUGUCUAGUGAUGAGACUUUGCAAGACAACCCUUCUACAACUGGGGAGACCACAGAUGAGACUACACUUGUAACAAGCACUCAGGCCAUGGCAUCUUCCAUUUACACCCCCAGCGAACAGAGGUCGGAUGUGUCCCAAGGCAUGGAGAACAUAUCAGAGCCAGGUGACACAGGAGUGGUGACUUCCUCCCCAUUUGCCUCUCUGCGUCAGUUCAGCAAAGACUUAGAUGACAGUGAUGAUGAUGAAAAGGAACAAGAACCGCAUGACCCCGAAGAGGAAGAGAAGUCUGCUGAUGAAGAGAAAGGGGAUGAUGAAGAUGAAGAAUUGGUGGUUUUAGACCCAAAUCAUCCAUUGAUGACAAGGUUCCAGACGGCUCUGAAGAGUUACCUUACCAAACAGAUCCAAAGUCUGGACUUGGAGCUGCGUGACAUGAAUGCAUCGAUGAAGAAAAAUAAAGGUGAACGGGAAGAUCUUGGCGUGAUUUUGUAUGGCAUACAGCAGGAAUUGGCUCAUCUGCAGAUGAGCUUAGAGAAGCAUCACGAUAAACAUGGCCAGGUUUCCACCCUACGACGACAGAUAGAAGAAGACCUGGAAGCCAUUAGGAACAUGUAUAAGACAACCCACCAGUCCAGUGAUGCAGAGCGUAAAAAGGUGUCCUCUAUGCAAGCAGAGGUAGAAAACUUGGCACUGCGUUUAUUCUACAUGGAGAAUGUGAGCCGAGAUGUGGCCUCGGACAUCUCAGUGAUUAAACGUGCUGUGCAAAAGACUGAGGCAGAGAGGAUUCAAGCAGAGGUGGAGAAGAAGAAACAGGAUAUGAAUGUGGAUCGUCUAAUUCGAGAAGCAGACCGGUUGCGAGAACAAAUUGCUCUCUAUGAAGCACAGUUUGCUGCUCAAAGAGAAGAUACAAAAGCAGCACGAGAUGUAGUAACAGAGGCUAACAUGGAAAUUGAAGCAAUUGGACUAGAAAAGAGACAGCUUCUCUAUCAGUGGAAUAGCAGCUUAAUUGGGAUGACAAGGAGAGAUGAAGCCUAUUCUGCCAUUCAGGAAGCUCUUAGUCUGGCACAUCAGGAACUGCGUUCCAUGGACACAGAAAUUGAAAGUUAUAAGAAAUCUAUCACAAAAGAAGAGGAAAGAAAUGAGAAGCUGGCCUUUAUGAAAAACCGAGCAGAGAGUGAUGCAGCCAUGAGCAAGAAACUUAUUACCCAAUGUCAAGCCAGACAGGAAGCACUGAGAGUGGAGUUUAGCACAUACAUGCGUACAUUACAGGAAACUGAGCAAGCUCUGAGCAGGGUCACCACUGAUCGAGCUGUUCGCUUCAGUGAGCUGGCUAACCUGCUGAAACAAAUUGAAAAAGAAUCCCAAAUAAAAGGGACUUUGGAAAACCAAAUAUUGGAAAAGCUACAAGGAAGGUUGACAUCGGAUAAAGCUGCUAAAUAUGCAUCACUUUUAACAGGGAAGCUACAGAAAAGACAACUAGAACUGGAAAUUGAUUGUACUAAAAUGGAAAAUGAGACAUCUCAGGUGCAGCUGGAGGUUAAUCAUAGUACAUCGUGUAUUCAAGCUCUGCAGAAGACCCUGGAUGACUUGGAUAAGAAAGUUCAGGCCACCAAUGAGUUAAUCUCUGGCAGUCAGAGUGAAAUUGCAAAGCGCACAAUAACAAUUGAGAGGAAGCAGUCCACCAUUAAUUUAUAUAGCAAGCAGAUUGAGUCAACACUUGCUGAGAUUGGGGGUAAAGAACUAGGUCCUCUGGAGAUCCAGAUCACUGCUCUGACCAAACAGAUAGAGGAAUGCAAUACAGAAAUUGUAGCAGUGCAGCAGUAUUGGCUCCGUUUGCAGACAGAGAUGGUCCAGUUGACCAGGCAGAGGGAAGAUCAGGAUGCUUCAGUAGAUAUGUUGAAGAAAGAACUGACUAUAUUACAACAGAGGAAAAUUCGCAUAGAAAAUGAAAUUGAGCAGGAGAAUAAUGAGCAAAAGAAUAUUGAGCAUCAUAUGAGAAACCUGAAAAAUGACAUGCUACGUCUGAACAUGCUGCUAAGUAAGAACGCGAGCUCUAAGGAACAAUUACAGCAGCACAAUCAGCUGAUGGAGAGCGAGUUUAUACAAUCUCUACGGGAGGCUGAGAGAGAAUCAGUAGAGAUGCAGGAGAAUCUAGAAGACCUUCAAGAAGAGAAGGAGAGGCUACUGAAGAGUCUAGUGGAAACUGAGCAUCAAAUUAUGCUUUGGGAGAAGAGGAUUCAGCUGGCAAAGGAAAUGAGAAACGCGGUGGACUCAGAGACGGGACAAGGAGAAAUCCGAGCAAUGAAAGCAGAGAUACAUCGUAUGCAGGUACGUUAUGCUCAGCUGAUGAAGCAGCAGGAGAAGAUGAUCCGAGACACAGAGGCUGUAGUGUCUCGCAGAGAAACAAUUAUGAUACAGGGAAAGAACCAGAGUGGGAAAGACAAAAAACACCUGACAGCCAGCGACUUUCGUAGCAAGCUGCAGGAAUUACGGAAGAAGAUAAAGGAAACCAUAAAGAAUAUAGAAGAAUGUACCAACACCAUCUUUGACCUUGAAGAGAAUCAGAGGUCACUCAGUGCUGCCAUUACAGAGAAAGAGAACGGCAUCUCAAGUCUGAAAGUAGACACCAGCUCCAUGGAGAGUGAAAUGGAGCACCUACAGGAGAAGAAGCGUCUGAACCUGACAAAGAUUGUGGCCUAUCAGACUCGUAUGAAGCAUUUGCAGGCUGUGAAAGAAGGAAAAUACACCCCAGUUUUCAGCACCUUGCAAACUCUAGAAGUUGAGCAACAGAAGCAAGAAAACCGCUUGCAUACAGUCAGCACAAUCAUUCACCAGAUCCAGCAGGAAUACCCUCAGUAUCAGAAUGUCCUGCACAAUGUUAGUCUUGCACUGGAAGCAAGGCUUGGCCCUCAGGAAAUUGUCACAGAGAGGAUUCCAUGA